AUGAGCAACAAUGAUCAUGGGAUAGGACAGGUCCUCUACAAACGGAAACCUGUGCAGUUUCUGCCCCCGGUUGACGUCCCGAAUGACGAUGUCGAGCCGUGUCUCCCUCGGAAGCAUGUGGCUCUGCUGACGACGUGGUGUCUUUUGCAGGAUGGACUUUUACAAGCAGGUGAGACACCAUCUUUCUUCUCCUGUCUCCCCUCCGAGAUCAUGGAAGAGAGGGAGCAAGACUCCGAGACCUCUGAACAGCCUUGUCUGACACGUCAUCGAUUCAACGACGAGAUAACAGGACAGUCGGCCAUGACCUUUUUCGAGGCCCUCAAGAGCGAGCUCACCGGCGGCAAAGAAGUGGAGGCCAACUUUCCCGAAGCCCUCAAGGGUCCCGUCCUCCGCAAAGUCCAAUUCCAGACGACAUCGCGCCUCGACAGCAUGGUCGACGCGCUCUUCAACGAAUUCAAGAACGACUUCUACCCCGGCGAAGAGGUCGUGGUCGAAUCCGACGCCAGCGGCGGCCAGCGCACCCACGGCCGGGUGCGCGACAAGACGUCGUUUGGCGCGCGCAUCAUGGCCGACGGCACCAAGCUGGCCCCCUUCUCGCGGUACCUGGUCACCCUCAACGACGGCAAGGAGGAGAUCCAGUUCAAGGACGAGGAUGUGGCGCGCGACAGGGGCGUCUUCACAAAGGCCAUGCUGCGGUCCUUCAUCAAGCGGACCACGACGCGCGAGGCCUGGAACGGCGCCCCCUGGCUCGUCAAGGACGAGUACGCUGACCAGUACCACAUCGACACGCGCAUCCCGCCACAUCUACGAUACGACACCAAGCGCGAGGAGCGCAAGAUGCUCCAGGCCCAGAAGCGCGCCUCCCACUCGUCAAACGACAUCAACGGCCUCCUCACCGCCAACACUGCCAACAACAACAGCAACGGCAACAACAGCAACAGCAACAACAAAACCACUGCCGCCGCCGCCGCCGCCGCCGCUACAAACGGAGACUCGGGUCCCGUCCGCCUGCCCGAGCUCAAACCUGCGGCGCCGAAGAGCCACAAGGCCAGGCAGCAGCAGACCGCCGCUGCUGCGCCCCCGGCAGUCACACCCAGGGAGCCGACCCCGCCGCCGCCCCCGACCCCGCCCCCUCCUCCGCCCAAGUACCCGAUCGAGGAUCUCGACCUGGCGCCCAACCUCCUCGAAGACGGAACCCCCGCGCGACGACCGCCCCUCAAGUUCCUGUGCAAGGACCCCCCCCACGGCUACGGCGCCGGCGACGACUGGAGGAGCCAGAAGAUCAGCAUGGACACGGUGGGUCUGCUGCUGGAGACGUGGGACACGCUCAACGUCUACUGCGAGAUCUUCCAGCUCGACUCCUUCACAUUUGACGACUUUGUCGAGGCAAUGAUUGUCGCGUCCGACAAAGUCCCCGUCCAGCUGUUUGACGAGGUGCACUGCGCCGUGCUGAAGGUCCUGGUGGACUCUGAGCGCGACGGCGGCAAGGUGCGCAUCACGCUACCCGAGCUGGAUGACGAGGAUGGGUCCGACGAGGACGACGAGGACGACGAGGACGAGGGAGACGAGGCCACGCCGGAACCGGAACCGAAACCCACCGGCCGCGCGACGAGGAGCAGUCUGGCCAAGCUCGAGGCCGAGAGGCUGGCCGCCGAGGCGGCGGCGGCAGAGGAGGAGGCCGAGAUGGAGACGCGACACCGCGCAGAGCACCUCCUGCGCGACUACAGCUGGAUCGACCACCUCCGCCAGCGCGACUUCGAGGACGGCGGCUGGCAGCGCAUCAUGGUCGGCCUGCUGCACCAGCUCUCCAAGGACCCCCGGCGGGAGCAGCAGUGCGAGGACCUCCUCCUGCAGCUGGUGCCGCCCCGCUCCAGCAUCGACGACGACGAGCCCACGCAGGAGAGCGUCCGGCUCAGAUACGCCGAGCUCGACGUCGACCGCCGCGUCCAGGCCCUCCAGAUCAUCUGCAUGCUCACCAUGGAGACCAAGACGGUCAGGGGGUACAUGGAGGAGUGUAGCGAGACCAUGACCAAGUACCGCAAGGACAAGAUCGAGUGGCAGAGGCAGAGGAAGCAGGCAACCGAGGAGCUUCGACAGCUUAACGAGCAGCGUAAGACGCUGGAGCCACAGCGUGUGGAGUCACCGGUGGAGAAUGGCAGCAUCAAGGUCGAGGGCAGCGCUGCCGAAGAGGACACCAAGAUGGUCGACCCCGAGGAGACGCAGACGGAUGCCGGCGGCGGCGAGUCGGCGGCAGAAGAAGACAACGGCGGCAACGGCAAUGCCAAGUCACGCAAGAAGCAGCGGAGACGCGUGCAAGAGGAGAAGCAGAAGCGCGACGAGGAGAGGGAACGCGAGAGGGAGCGCGAAAAGGCGGCGGCGGCGGCGGCCAAGCAGAACCCGCGGUCCCGUGAGCUGACCAAGGUGCUCAAGGAGAUACAGAAGAAGGAGGACUUGAUCAGGAAGUGCGAGGAAGAGGUGGCCGUCAUCGACAACGACCUGCGCGAGGCCGACUGCCCGCGCACGCGGGUCCUCGGCAAGGACCGGUUCUGGAACCGAUACUACUGGUUCGAGCGCAACGGCAUGCCGUACGCCGGGCUGCCGACCAGCUCGACGGCCUCUGCCGGCUACGCCAACGGCUGCAUAUGGGUCCAGGGCCCGGACGACCUCGAGCGCGAGGGCUACAUCGACCUGCCGGCCGACCUGUCGGACGAGUACGCGUCGCGCUUCGACCUGACCGUGUCCCAGCGCAAGGUGCUCGAGGAGGGCGACACUCGCGUCUCCACGGCCCGCCAGUGGGGCUACAUAUCCGAUCCGGACGACCUGGACAGGCUGAUACGAUGGCUCGACACCAGGGGAAACCGCGAGUGCAAGCUGCGGAAGGAACUCCUCACCUUUCACGAUCAGAUGGUGGUCAACAUGGUCAGGAGGAGGGAGCACCUCGCUGCCGAGCACCAGAUCAACGGCGAGGACAAGAACAAAGACAAGGACAAGGACAAAGAUAAGAACAAGGACAAGGACAAGGACGAAGAAGACGAAGAUGACGACGACGACGAGUCCAUGUCCGUGUCCAUGUCCGCCGUGGGCAAACGUACCAGCUCGCGCAUAAGGGAUAAGACACCAGAAGCGCCGAGCUACCAUUGUCUA
Messenger RNA from Geosmithia morbida, 3144 nucleotides. Its product is annotated as DDT domain. The annotation marks the transcript as partial. The transcript has 6 exons. Lineage: Eukaryota; Fungi; Ascomycota; Sordariomycetes; Hypocreales; Bionectriaceae. The record is from RefSeq and is a predicted model, not a curated record.